UCCAACAUCUUUUGCGCCUGGAGUUCGUUCAAACUUAUAUGAGGGGACUCAGCCCUGAGAGAAGUAUUUAUUCCCGUUAGUGUAAUAAAGGUUAAUUGAAAGUGGUCCAUUCAACAUGGAAUUACCGGUUCUGGUUUUAGUGGCGGUGGUCCUAUCGUUCGGCACCAGCACUAAACUGAACGUGCCGCGCCUUCGACUGUCAUACAAAGAUCUGUUGGCCACAAACCGUACCUCCAUUUUCAAUGGUUUUCAUGGAGAUCUGCACUUGUCAGCUGUGUUUUUGGAUGAAUAUCAUGACAGGCUUUUCCUGGGAGGGAAGGAUGUUCUCUACUCAUUGAGACUGGAUCACAAACAUGAUGCUAAAGAGAUCUGUUGGCCACAAACCGUACCUCCAUUUUCAAUGGUUUUCAUGGAGAUCUGCACUUAUUGUACCCUCAUUUGCCGCCAAAACACCCAACACUUUAAUAUGAACUCUUUCUAUGUGUGUUUGGUGCAGACAGAGUGUGCAAACUUUGUGCGGUUGUUGCAGCCAUUUAACCGCACUCAUCUACUGGCCUGUGGAACUGGAGCUUUCCAACCUGUGUGUGCAUAUGUGAAUGUUGGACAGCGCGGAGAGCAUGUGUUCAGUUUGGAUCGCACCACGGUACAGAAUGGGAGGGGGAAAUGUCCCCAUGACCCCAAACUACCCUUUGCAAGCACCUUCACAGGUGGAGAGCUGUACACCGGUCUGACUGCAGAUUUUUUGGGGAGAGACUCUGUGAUUUUGAGAGGUUUAGGGACUCGCUCGCCAAUGAGAACAGAGACGGAUCAGAGAAUCCUACACGAGCCCAGGUUUAUUGCGGCCCACCUCAUUCCUGACAGUGCAGACAGAGAUGAUGAUAAAAUGUAUUUCUUCUUCACUGAAAGAGCAACAGAGACUGCAGAGCGAGACGAUGAAGGAGCCAUACACACACGCAUUGGACGAUUGUGUGUGAAUGAUGUGGGUGGGCAGAGGGUUCUGGUGAAUAAGUGGAGCACAUUUAUUAAAGCCCGACUGGUGUGUUCGGUUCCUGGACCUCAUGGCAUCCAAACACACUUUCACCAGCUGGAGGAUGUGUUUCUGUUAAGGACCAAAGACGAAACCAAUCCAGAGAUCUACGCAAUAUUCAGCACCAUCAGUAAUGUGUUUCAGGGCUAUGCAGUGUGUGUGUAUAGUAUGGCUGAUAUCCGUGAAGCAUUUAAUGGGCCAUUUGCUCAUAAAGAAAGGCCAGACUAUCAGUGGGGACCUUAUGAAGGACGGGUCCCUUACCCGAGACCAGGAGUGUGCCCUAGUAAGAUCACGGCCCAGCCUGGUCGUGCCUUCCGUAGUACACUGGAGUUUCCAGAUGCUGUUCUGCAAUUUGCACGAACACACCCACUAAUGUGGCGUCCCAUUUACCCAUCACAACGGCAACCACUGCUGCUCCGCACCGGCGCCCCAUACAGGCUCACUCACAUCACUGUAGACCGCACACAGGCUGAGGACGGAUACUAUGAUGUCAUGUUCAUCGGCACUGAUAUUGGGACUGUGCUAAAGGUUAUCGUACUUGGAAACAGUAACUCUCUGGCCAACGAGGAGAUCACCCUGGAGGAAAUGCAGGUGUUCAAGGUACCCACUCCCAUAACCUCCAUGGACAUAUCUGUGAAAAGGCAAACUCUGUUCGUAGGUUCACAGACAGGUGUUGUCCAGGUGCCUCUGCACCGUUGCAGUAUGUACGGUAAAGCUUGUGCCGAGUGCUGCCUGGCUCGAGAUCCAUACUGUGCCUGGGACGGACACACCUGCACACGCUACCUGCCAAACACAAAACGGCGUUACCGAAGACAGGACAUCAAACAUGCAAACCCAGCACUGCAGUGCAUGGACCAAAACCUCAGCGUGGAGGAUCUGGAGCUGACUGAAGAACGAGUCGUUUAUGGCACCGAGAACAACAGCACCUUCCUGGAGUGCAUCCCUCGAUCGCCACAGGCCACUGUCACAUGGCACAUUCAGAGAGAUGACUACAUAGAGGAGGUGGUACUAGAUGAACAUAUCACUAAGACAGACGAUGGUUUGUUGUUCCGCCGUGUGCUCCGUCAGGAUGAAGGCAUCUAUGUGUGUCGAUCUCGGGAACACGGAUUCACACAAACCCUCUCACGCUUCUGGUUGGACGUCUUACACACUGACACCCUUUCAGACCUCCUGUCACGUGACAGCAAAUAUAAAGUAUGGUCACCGUGCCCUGCCAACACAGCCUCUACCAAUCGUGGCCCAGCCAGGACGUGGUUCAAGGACAUCUUGCAGCUGAUUGGUCCUUCGAACUUGCCGCAGGUGGAGCAGUACUGUGAACGUGUUUGGUGUAAUGAGAAGCUGAGACGCAAACACAAAAGCAUGAUGAACAAAUAUCGGCAAGUGCAGGACUCUGCACGGCGAGCACGAGUCCAAAAGAGCACAGGAGAAUCCCGAAUCCGCUCUCCACGGGACCUCCACUCACAAGAGUAAAAUACAGAGCCACAUGAAGCAAUAUGGACUUCCAAAGGAAAGUGGACGUGAUUUUUAGAUGCUCUCAUACACACACAUAAACAUACUUGUUUUUGUUUGUGGUGAUGUAAAAUAUUAUAGGUUGCGUGUUUAACAGUCCAAGAUCUCUCCCUGUGAAUUAGGACAUUCUUGAGGAUUCAUCCUUUCUAAAAGUUCCUGUGACCAUGGCAGCCGGCCCUCAUCAUCUCACAGUAGACCAUGGCUGAUGUCUUAAGAGCUCAGCAGCUGCAAAAUCUUUUUACUGGAACAAAUGAGGGUAGACAGGAUGGAACUAGUAGAUUGGAGCGCAGACCCUGCUAUAACAGGUGCCCAAAAAAAAACAAAAAAACAUUUAAGAUACAUCUGGCUGUGAUACAACUGAGUGUAACACUCAGACUUUUCCUCAACUGAGAACUAUGGCAGAGUUCAACAAAACAUUAAACAGUAAAGAAAUAA
This is a messenger RNA of Sinocyclocheilus grahami, 2971 nucleotides long. Its product is annotated as semaphorin-3G-like. NCBI's taxonomy places the organism in Eukaryota, Metazoa, Chordata, Actinopteri, Cypriniformes, Cyprinidae. Gene Ontology annotation, cellular component: plasma membrane. Bases 116 to 2497 code for a protein of 793 amino acids. Gene Ontology annotation, biological process: negative chemotaxis; semaphorin-plexin signaling pathway; positive regulation of cell migration. The transcript has 15 exons. The record is from RefSeq and is a predicted model, not a curated record. Gene Ontology annotation, molecular function: semaphorin receptor binding; chemorepellent activity.